AGGGGGAAGGGUGGAGUCAAAGAGGGAGCCCCGGAGAAAGUAGGAGGAAAUGACAGAGAGAAGGGAAAGCAGGGCAGAGGGAGAAAGAGAGGAGGCCAUAGAGAUAGAGAGAGAUACAGAGGGGGUUUGGAAGUAGGAAUACACAGAUGAGAGAGCAUAAGAGGAAGCCAAACAGACAGCAGUGCAGACAGACAGACAGACAUCAUUGCAGACAGACAGACAUCAUUGCAGACAGACAGACAUCAUUGCAGACAGACAGACAGACAGACAGCCAGACAGACAGACAGACAGACAGACAGAGGCAUGUCCACCCAACCGGGUCCCCAGCACAGGGUCUUGUUCCAAACCCCAGGUGAGGAGAAGGCGGAAGAGGAGCCUCCUCAACGCAGACUGGGAAAACUCACGGUCAAGUACAACCGCAAGGACCUGCAAAAGAGGCUGGACAUCGAGGAGUGGAUUGACGGGCAGCUGCAUCUCCUGUUCGACUGUGAGGAGGAGGAUAUUCCAGAGUUAGAAAUUGACAUGGAUGAGUUGCUGGAUCUAUCAGACGCAGAACAGAGAGCAAAGCUACAUGACCUUCUUCAAGACUGUGACAAGCCCAAAGAGGACUUCAUCGACGGCUUGCUGUAUCGUAUGAAGGGACUUCGCAAGAUGUCCCUGAAAAAAUGAACAAAAGUUGGACCAUGUGAAAUGAGACACCAUUGUCUCUCACCUGUAGCUGUGGAUGUGUGUACAGUGACAGUCCUCAUGUAUCUAGAUAUAUCCUUAUGUAUCCACAAUCUGCACUAUCAGUGUCUAUAUUAGUGGUUGGCAGCACUUGUCAAAGAGGGUCCCCAUGGCCAGUCCGUCCUGACCUUAUAUUAUUAGGACCAUUUGAUACCAUAUAUGUCUUACUCACAUAAGCCUGGUGGGUCUUCCAAUGGGGCAUCUGUGUAAAACUGAGUUUAAAUAUGACGUAAUAUAGCAUAGAGAUGUCCUACUAGAUUCAAACACCUCUUGGUAUCAGUUGCCUCUGAAGUAGAAUGAGAGAUCCAGUCUAGUGUUGAUGGAUUAUCCAGUCUAUCGUUUAUGUAGAUGUUUUUCACUGUUAUGUUACAGAAUGGUUCACCAAUUCACCAUGGCCUGGUUUGUUAUGUUCUUCGGUGUUAAUGGACACUUCUGGCAUUUUGAAUAAUCAGAUCACAGCUUAUGUUGACAUUCUUUUUUAUUUUUUCUGAAUUUUUUCUGAAAUGUUUUCUCUGAUGAAUCCCCUGCUAUGACUAGCCCAAGAAUGUACUGUCGUGACUUUGGCUAUGCCGGAUUAAGUAAUAUGAUAUGCUAUUCUAUAUUAAUAUCGCCUGAUUGAGCUAAUCAUGUAAAUGUAAUUAACUAGAGAGUCAGGCACCACAAAAUAAUAUUUAUAGAGCUGUUAUCUUCCGAAUAAACUCUUAAAGACCUAGUAAUAUUUUACAUCAAUAGCAGUCAACAUUAAUCAUCACCUUAAUUCAGUCUCAUCUGAAAGUUGUAGAUUCUUAGUUAUCUGCAUGAACCCUGGCUAACAAUUUGAAUCAGCAAUACAAAAUUGGGUUUAAUUAUUUAUUUACUAAAUACCUAACUAAUCACACAGAAUUACACAUACACACAAUUAAUCAUAACUUGAUUACAAAUUACGUCAUAAAGGAAAACGUCCCUAGCGGGCGGAACAGUCUUUAUAUAGAAAGGGAGAAAAGGGUUGUGUUUCAUAGUUUACAACCUCUGUCUCUUCACGUGGGCAGGCAGAAUCUCUAUGUUAACCAAGAGUUUUGCAAAUGUAACCUCAGUAGGGUAGAGAGAGGAAAAAGGGUUGGACUGUCAUAAACCAAUCCCCCAGGCCAAUGUCAUGACAGUACUGUAAAUAUGGUUACUAACACUUUUGUUUAUCUUAAAGUAUUGUUUUAAAAGAGGCAGUGCUCUCAUUAACUGUUACAUCGGAAUUUCAAAUGUGAUCUCCAAUUGAAAAUAUGUGUACUGUGAUGUUACCUAUGAUAUUCUGGAAAAUAUCACCUAAAACAAAUUCACUUCAAUCCAUAAAAGGGCAGUUAGGCAUCACAGAAUGUCGACGAGCCUUGGAUCCGCUAAAGAUCCCAAUGGGGGGGGAUCGAAACUUUUUCUCUUUGUGAAUUUCAAUAAAUCAAUGGAAGCAUA
Messenger RNA from Oncorhynchus mykiss (rainbow trout), 2163 nucleotides. RefSeq names its product protein phosphatase 1 regulatory subunit 14B. Gene Ontology annotation, cellular component: cytoplasm. The record is from RefSeq and is a predicted model, not a curated record. Gene Ontology annotation, molecular function: protein serine/threonine phosphatase inhibitor activity. Gene Ontology annotation, biological process: innate immune response; regulation of phosphorylation. NCBI's taxonomy places the organism in Eukaryota, Metazoa, Chordata, Actinopteri, Salmoniformes, Salmonidae.